AGGAAAGGGAUAGAGGCAAAAAUAAAGGAAAGAAAAAGAAUCAUAAAAAAGAAGUUUCUAACCCUAACCCUCCACUCAGAAGCUGCACACACACACAGACACACAAUUUGCGCUAACCCUCGAUUACAAUGGAAUUUCAUUCUCUCUCUUCAUUCAUCGCAUUUCACUUUUCUAUCUAAAAUCUCGACAAAUCACACCUCACAAUUUCGUUUUUCCAUCAUCAACUUACUUUUUCUGAAUUUCAGGAGCAGAUAUUAAAUUGAAGGAUAUUUCGCCGAGAUUUUUCAGAAAUUUGAAGGUUUGGGUAGAUGCAGCAGAAGGGGGAGCCAAGGAGGUGGCCAGUGAUGAAGCAGUAUGAGCUAUCUCUUCUACAGCAGGGAACAAGGAAUUUGGCUGGACUUUUCGGCACUAAAAGUUAGAUGGCCAAGAAGAGAAACCCACUGGUUUUCUUGGAUGUGUCUAUUGAUGGAGAUCCUUAUGAAAGGAUGGUUUUUGAGCUCUUUUCCGAUGUAGUUCCAAAGACUGCAGAAAAUUUCCGGGCAUUAUGUACAGGAGAGAAGGGAGUUGGCCCCAAGUUGGGGAAGCCCUUGCACUAUAAAGGGACCUUUUUCCAUCGGAUAGUGAAGGGUUCCAUGGCUCAGGGCGGUGAUCUCCUCAGACAAGAGGGUUCAGCUGGGGAGAGUAUAUUUGGGGACAGAUUUCCAGAUGAGUCACCAAAGCUCAAGCAUGAUGAACGUGGUCUCUUAUCAAUGUCAAUUGCUGAUCGUGAUAUUCGUGGAUCAUUAUUUAAUCUUAUGUUCAAGGCUAAUCAAAAUCUUGACAGAAAGAAUAUUGUGUUUGGGAAGCUUGUGCAUGGACACGAAGUACUGAAAAAAAUUGAGGAUGUGGGUGAUGAAGAUGGUUUUAAACCAGCUGUCACGGUUAAAAUUUGCAACUCCGGUGAAUUUAGUGAGAGUGAAAAGAAAAAACUUGGUAAGAAACUGGGGAAGGAGGCGAGUAUCGAUGUUAGCCAUGAAACUCGACGCAAGGGGAAACAUAAAAAAUCUUCAAAAGAUAGAAGAAAGAAAAGAAGAAAAUACUAUACAUCUGAUUCAAAUGGCUCCUCUGACAGUGAUAUGGAUAGUACUGAGACUGAUACUGAUUCUGAAACUGAUGCAUCUUCAGAUGUUAGCUCAUCUAGUGAUGACAGGCGAAAGAAGAGAAAGAGGUCUUCUAAGCGAGACAAAUACAAACGUGGGAAGCGUAGAGAUAGGCGGCGUGAUAAAAAGCGCAGAAGGCAUGACAAGCGCUCAAGACGCAAGUCAAGAAGGGCAUCUGAUAGCCUGACUGACACUGAUAGUGAAAGUUCUGAGGAGAGCUCUGAGGACGAGGACAAUGCAAAGGAUUUUGAGAAGAAAAAUAAUGAUGAUUUGCAUAAAAAUGCCGAGAAUCAUUCUCCUGUGGUUGAGAAUGCUGCUGCCACUGUUAAUAAUCACAAAAUAAGAGAAGGUUCGGAUAUGUUUGAUGAUGAGGAAUUGGAAUCUCCUAAGGAAAAUGGAGGGAAACAAACCAAUGGCUAUGAAAGAGAUUCAAGAUCCGACAGAAAUGGAACCAGGCAACCUGAUGUGGUAGAGGACCACCCAGGAAAAUCUAGGAGCCGGAGUGCAAGUCCUAAAAAGGCUAUGAGUAAGAGUAUGAGUAUCAGUCCCAGGAGUAUGAGCAGGAGCCGGAGUGCAACACCGCGAAGGAGUGUGAGCAGAAGCCCUAGUGUUAGUAAGAGUCCCCCACUAGCUGUACAGAGAAGUCGGAGUCUAAGCAGAAGUCCGCUGAGGAGUGCGAGCCAAAGCCCUGCUAGAAGCCCAGAUAGAAGUGAUAGUGGAAGUCCACCAAGAAUUCGUCCUCGAAGAAAUGCCAGUGUAAGCCCAGUCACAUCUCCACCUCGAAGAAGUCCCAGUGGGAGCUAUCCAGGAGGCUCAUCUCGGAGAUCAAUUGGUAGAAGCCCUGGAAGAGUUGGCAGGAGCCCUGUACAUCCUUUACGUGGAAGUGCGAGCCCCGUAAAAUCUUCGCAUAGAAGUAUAAGUAGAAGCUCAGGUCGGCCCUCAUCAAGAAGAGUUGCUAGUCGUAGUCCAAUUAGGUCUCCAAGGCGGAGCUAUCGUCGCAGUCUCUCUAGAAGUCCUGCCCGUCGAAGCCCUCCCUCCAUUCGCCGUAGGAGUAUGUCAAGAAGUGCUUCCCCUGACGGUUCACCCAAACGUAUUAGAAGAGGUAGAGGUUUCAGUGACAGAUUCUCCUAUGCUCGAAAAUACAGGACCCCCUCUCCUGAACGUUAUCGAUAUGGUGGUCGUGACAGAUAUCCCAGUUACAGGAGAUACUCUGAUCGUUCUCCAAGGCAUUAUCGGAGCCCAAGAAGGUCACCUAUACGAUACAGAAGAAGAAGAAGCAGGACAAGAAGUCCUAGUGUCUCGCGAAGUCCUCCCUAUCGUCGCCGUCGCUAUUCUCGGAGUCCGAUUCGUAGUCGUUCUCCAAGUGAUCCUCCCAGAUAUCGUGCAUCUCCUCGUGCCGAGAAGCGGGUGUCAUCUAGUCGAAGCAGGAGCAGGAGUGCAUCAGUCUCAGGAUCCUCCAGAGGCUCCCCACCUCCAAAAAGAGCUAGCAGGGAUAAGUCUAGGUCUAGGUCAUCAUCUGGCAGUCCACCAGGGAAGAAGGGCUUAGUAUCUUACGGAGAUGGUUCUGCUGAGGCCAGCCCAAGGUAGAAUAGUAGCUUUGGUUCUGUGCACUUAUUCCUGCUAUAUGAUAGUAGUUGCCUGGUUGGAGGGUGUGGCCUAAUGCACAUUGAUGGGGUUAUGCCCUUCUGUUUGAAAUUACAUUUUGCGGAAAUUUGUGGGAUAGUAGUUCUUGUUUGUUGAGUGUACGUCGAAUAAUAGAUUUUACCAGGAGCUGGUUUUAGUUAUGGUAGUAGACACUGUUUGACGCUGUCAUGUAUCGGCAAAUUAUAUUUUUGCAGACGAUGUAUGAAGUUUUAGGUGUUGUCUCUUUUAUUCAACCUUUCUCAUUUCACUUAA
Molecule: messenger RNA, 3035 nt
Organism: Beta vulgaris subsp. vulgaris (sugar beet)
Lineage: Eukaryota; Viridiplantae; Streptophyta; Magnoliopsida; Caryophyllales; Amaranthaceae
Product: peptidyl-prolyl cis-trans isomerase CYP95
Exons: 15
Coding region: 420-2726 (768 amino acids)
Biological process (GO): protein peptidyl-prolyl isomerization
Molecular function (GO): peptidyl-prolyl cis-trans isomerase activity
Source: RefSeq, a predicted model, not a curated record